CUUACAGCACCCUACAUGUUUCUUCCAAGUGCUUUGCGGAGGUCUGGGCUGAUGAGCGCAGGACCCAAGAAGCCUGCUUGGGCAUUUGCAAUGCUGCUUCUUGGCGCCGCCCUACUGGCUUCAUCCUUCGGUGGUAAGAUGAUGGCUCAGACUGCUGUGGCCCAAGCAAAGACAGCACCCGCAGGACCAGGACCAUGGUGCAUUAAGGACCUUCUAGACCUGGACAAGCUGUUCUCCAUAGAUAACCUAGAUGUUUGGUUCUACUCCCUUGUGGGAUCGAUUGCCAUCGGACUCAGUGGCAUCUUCCCACUCUUAGUGAUACCCAUUGAAGCUGGAACAACUUUGAAAACUGAGGCUGGGUGUCAGAAGCUGAAGAAGCUACUGAGUUUUGCCAUUGGUAGUCUCCUAGGUGACGUGUUUCUCCACCUCCUUCCUGAAGCCUGGGCUUACACUUCCAGUCCUGGUGAGAAUUCUCACAUUAUAUAUAACACUUGCUGCU
Sinocyclocheilus rhinocerous is the source of this 499-nucleotide messenger RNA. Its product is annotated as zinc transporter ZIP13-like. The annotation marks the transcript as partial. Gene Ontology annotation, molecular function: zinc ion transmembrane transporter activity. Lineage: Eukaryota; Metazoa; Chordata; Actinopteri; Cypriniformes; Cyprinidae. The transcript has 2 exons. Gene Ontology annotation, biological process: zinc ion transmembrane transport; intracellular zinc ion homeostasis. The record is from RefSeq and is a predicted model, not a curated record. Gene Ontology annotation, cellular component: membrane.